Dreissena polymorpha is the source of this 1219-nucleotide messenger RNA. RefSeq names its product 28S ribosomal protein S35, mitochondrial-like. Gene Ontology annotation, biological process: mitochondrial translation. The record is from RefSeq and is a predicted model, not a curated record. The transcript has 9 exons. Gene Ontology annotation, molecular function: structural constituent of ribosome. Gene Ontology annotation, cellular component: mitochondrial small ribosomal subunit. NCBI's taxonomy places the organism in Eukaryota, Metazoa, Mollusca, Bivalvia, Myida, Dreissenidae. Bases 1 to 1149 code for a protein of 382 amino acids.
AUGGCUGCGCCCUUCUCUCUGUGCAAGGGAAAUAAGUUUUUACUUUGUGUCAAUGUCAUUCAAAAUAAUUUAGCAUUCAUUUCCACUUCAACUUUUGUAAAAUCUCCUGAAACAAGAAACUCAAAUAGAAAUCGUAGACAACGACCUGAUGCAGCUGGGAAAACGCCAAGUGACAAGAAAGAAUUCAGGAAGCUGUUACUGGUCAAAAAGGAUGCGAGAAGGUUCGAUGGAAGUCGGGAAAAGCCAAAGGACAUGUACAAUCCCCCUCGCUCCAAGAAGAUGUCAGUGGACGUGGACUGGCCCAGUGUGUGGCCUGUAGCUCAGACCUACAAGCAGUCUGUGGUGCCACUACCACUGAGACAGGGCGCUGUUCAGGGCCAGGAGGGCACGAUGGGUGAACACGGCCUGCCCCCUCAGGGAUAUGCAAACACAGAGCUUGUGAAGAUACCAAACUUCCUUCACCUCACCCCCAGGCACAUCAAGCAGCAAUGCGCAGCCAUCAAAAAAUUCUGCACGCGCUGGCCAGAAGGUCUUGAGACGCCACAGCAGAUGAAGGAGCAUUUCCCCCUAGAGGUCACCACCAGCGACUACUGCUUCUCAUCAAACAGUGUGCGAGAUUCACGAGCCAGGGUCGUUACCUUCAAGUUCAAUAUGAAGGAUCUCCAGCUGGACCCACAUAGCCAGGACAAGAUGAAACGGUUGCUAGGCAACCGGUAUGACCCACAGACAGGGGACAUCACUCUAGUAGCAGACAGAUGUCCUCUGAAGCAGCAGAAUUACGACUACCUGCGCUAUGUGAUGACUGUGCUGUACUUUGAGUCAUGGAAAACGGAGCCGUGGGAGGCCGAGAAGACUGAGUCAGACAUGGAGUUCUACAGCUGGGACCGCAGCCUUAACAAGGAGGGACUGGUGAAAACCCUCCGGGCGUACAAAGACAGGGCCAAGGAGUUAACUGAAGCUGAAGGGAGGCAACUCUCGCACCUGCCAGAAGAGAUCACAGUGGAUAGUGUUACCUCCCUUGAGGAAGUGAAAGCCUACCGGUCUGCAGUAGAAGAGCUUUAUAACACUGGGGAGAAUAUUGAGACUCUGAAUAAUUACAAGAAGUCUGUAAUGAACUUGCUGAAGGUUCAACAGCCAAGAGCUAUGUAGGCAAACCCUGCAAGUAGCUUGUGAAUGUUGAAAACAAAAACUGAGAGAAAAAAUAUAUGUUUGUUCCAUA